Drosophila rhopaloa is the source of this 1584-nucleotide messenger RNA. RefSeq lists its product as uncharacterized. Bases 259 to 1584 code for a protein of 441 amino acids. Gene Ontology annotation, molecular function: nucleic acid binding; zinc ion binding. NCBI's taxonomy places the organism in Eukaryota, Metazoa, Arthropoda, Insecta, Diptera, Drosophilidae. The record is from RefSeq and is a predicted model, not a curated record. The transcript is spliced from 2 exons.
UAAAUAUUACGUUAAUAAUCGUUAGUACUUAGAAUAAUUAGCUUUUAUAUAGUUGCCAAUCUGGCAACUCUGAAAUGUUAAAUAUCGGUGCUGAUCGCAGCCAACUUCGCGUUGUCUAAUGUUAAAACCGACGCCAUGUAAUUUAAAAGCAAUUGCGCAUAAGAACUAAGAGAGAACGGUCAAGUAUAAAUAAAGUGUAAUUAAUAUUAAACCCCGUUUGUGCUACUAUAAACUUCAGAAGUGGUCCUGACCCAUAAAAUGGAUCUAAUUGAUGCACAGCAAUUUACGGUCGUCCAGCUAAAGAGGUGGUUGGCGGCGCUGAACUUGCCAACCAGCGGCAACAAAGCAGAACUUGCAGCACGGCUGAAUAGCGUGGACUCCGGAAUUCGUGGAACUCGUCCACAAACCCCAUUGUUGGAAAAUGAUGAUCUACUCCAGGAGUUGGCGCUGGAUGACGACUUGGGGGAGAAUUCCUCUGUGGAGGAUGCCGAUCUUAGGUCGGAGCUGAUUUCUGCAGCAGCUACAAGGCCAAAAGGAGACGAGUGGUUUGAUGUAGCCGACGGAGUAUUGUCGCUACAACAAAUACGAGCUGAAAUUGAGGCUGGCAAAAAAGAGCUCCAGAACAUUCUGGCGCAAAUAAGAGACGCGUCACAAGCAGUUGCCAGUGACGUCAUCAACAACGCAAAAAACUGCAACCAAGCAGUGGUAGCCGGAGAAGUCAUGCAAGCAGUAGUCGGCGAAAACGUCAACGAAGUAGUUGGCGAAAAAAUACCAAAUACCGAUAAAAGUGCCGAUAUUGAUAUUGGCACUGAUAUCGAUGUCAACAAGGGUGUUGAGCAGCGACAAAUGGCAGAGGUAAACAAAGGACUUCAGUCGACAAACUUUUCACUUUCUUUGGCCAAAGAAAUCAUCAUGGACUAUGAUGGUUCAUCGUGCGCAAACAUUUGGACUCAGCAAGUACGAAACAUUGCUGAUCUGUACAACCUGGAUGCAGUGGGCGUGAAAAUAGUGAUUGUGUCCAAACUGAAGGGAAUCGCCCAGCGUUGGUUGCACGCAAAUGCAACGCGCAUCAUGGAGCCAGCAGAGAAUCUGUUGGAACAGCUGAUCUUAGCAUUCAGUGAUAAACUUUCCAAAGCAGAAGCCCGGCGCAAAUUUGAAAAUUUGAAGUGGCACCAUACCGAAAAAUUCGCGGUAUACUUUGAAGCUAAGACAAUGCUGGCAAGCAGCAUCAACAUCGAGCCUGACGAGUUGGUUGACCAGAUAGUCGAGGGAAUACCAGCACAGAAUUUGCGUGAUCAAGCCCGGAUCCAGUGUUUCACAGAUCCUAUGCAAAUUCUGCGUGCGUUUGCUGGUAUCCGUUUGAGCAAGCCCAAGGAGUUUGUUUCAAAGGUGAUGACUACAAAUCGAAGCAACAACGGAGGACUCCGCUGCGCUAACUGCAACGCCAGAGGACACAUCGCCAAGGAUUGUCGAAAGCCAGCAAGGGAGCCAGGAUCUUGCUACGCUUGUGGCAAAUUCGGUCACUUUGUAGCCCAAUGCGAAGAGAAGAAGGGAAAUGCUGAAAACAAUUAUCAUGCAUCCUAG